AUGGCAGAAUUCUCUGCCAACAACCAGAUUUCCACAUCCAUCAAAGCUACACCAUUCUUCACGAACUAUGGCUUCCACCCCCAGUUUACAGUGAUGAUUAAACCACUUGACAGGACCCCACCGAGCGUCAACACUAAGGACUUCACUUCGAAGAUGAAAGAGCUCAACGAACACCUACGUUCCAAUAUCCGCACGGCGCAAUACCCACAAGAACAAGCCGUGAAUACCAAACGAAUGCUGGCACCGCGCUACGAUGUCGGCGAUAUGGUGUUUGUUUCAGCAAAAAAUAUCCGAAACACCCGUAACUCUCGAAAGUUAGACUGGAAGAAGCUGGGACCGUUCCCCGUCAAAGAAAUCAUAUCGCCAUAUGCGUACCGAAUCGACCUAUCUAGGAGCAUGAAAAUGCACCCCGUCUUCCAUGUAUCGCUGCUAGACUCCGCUGCAAAUGAUCUCGUCCCCGGGCAAAUCCAACCACCACCCCCACCUAUCAUCGUUGAACAGGAAUAG
This is a messenger RNA of Morchella sextelata, 507 nucleotides long. RefSeq lists its product as uncharacterized. The transcript has a single exon. The coding region runs from base 1 to 507 and encodes 168 amino acids. Lineage: Eukaryota; Fungi; Ascomycota; Pezizomycetes; Pezizales; Morchellaceae. The record is from RefSeq and is a predicted model, not a curated record.